Molecule: messenger RNA, 7960 nt
Organism: Petromyzon marinus (sea lamprey)
Lineage: Eukaryota; Metazoa; Chordata; Hyperoartia; Petromyzontiformes; Petromyzontidae
Product: glutamate dehydrogenase, mitochondrial-like
Biological process (GO): L-glutamate catabolic process
Cellular component (GO): mitochondrion
Molecular function (GO): L-glutamate dehydrogenase (NAD+) activity
Source: RefSeq, a predicted model, not a curated record
UCCACAGCAGCACACCACCCACAACCACUGCAGCAAACCGCCCACAAACCACAGCAGCACACCACCCACACAAACCACAGCAGCACACCACCAUGCUGCGCCUCGUGAGCAAAGUGAAGUCUCGUUUGCACCACCACCACGGAGUCGGCGGCGUUGGAGGCGUCGCCGUGGGGAGCCGCGCAGGCGGCCGGCUCCAGCCGCCUCGCCUCGCGGCCGCCUCGUACAGCAGCCACGGCCACCACCCCCCCGCACCCCCCACGACCGCCGCUCACGACGACCCGGACAAGGACGACCCCAACUUCUUCCACAUGGUCGAGGGCUUCUUCGACCGCGGGGCGAGCAUCCUGGAGGACAAGCUGGUGGACGACAUGCGCUCCAGAGACUCCGUGGAUGAGAAGCGCAAGCGCGUCCGCGGAAUCCUGAGGAUCAUCAAGCCGUGCAACCACGUGCUGAGCGUCUGCUUCCCCAUCAAGAGGGACAACGGCGAGUGGGAGGUGAUCGAAGGCUACAGAGCUCAGCACAGCCAACACCGCACGCCCUGCAAGGGAGGGAUACGGUACAGCGAAGAGGUGAGCGUGGAUGAAGUGAAGGCUCUGGCAUCUCUGAUGACGUACAAGUGCGCCGUUGUAGACGUGCCGUUUGGAGGCGCGAAGGCCGGCGUGAAGAUCAACACCAAAAACUACUCGGACAACGAGCUGGAGAAGAUCACGAGGCGGUUCACUGUGGAACUCGCCAAGAAGGGCUUCAUAGGUCCGGGCGUCGAUGUGCCGGCGCCGGACAUGAGCACGGGGGAGCGCGAGAUGUCCUGGAUCGCCGACACGUAUGCCAACACCAUGGGGCACAACAACAUCAACGCGCACGCGUGCGUCACGGGGAAGCCCAUCAGCCAGGGCGGCAUCCACGGCCGCAUCUCGGCCACGGGCCGCGGCGUCUUCCACGGCAUCGAGAACUUCAUCAACGAGGCGACGUACAUGAGCUCCGUGGGCCUGACGCCCGGCUUCAAGGGCAAGACCUUCGCUGUGCAGGGUUUCGGUAACGUGGGCAUGCACUCGAUGCGGUACCUGACCCGAAACGACGCCAUCUGCGUUGGCGUCGGAGAGAUCGACGGCAGCAUCUACAACCCCGACGGCAUCGACCCCAAGGCACUGGAGGAGUACAAGCUGCAGCAAGGCACGAUCGUCGGGUUCCCCGGGGCGAAGCCGUACGAGGGCAGCAUCCUGGAGACGCCGUGCGACAUCCUCAUCCCGGCAGCUGGGGAGAAGCAGCUCACCAAGCACAACGCUCACCGUGUCAAAGCCAAGAUUAUUGCAGAGGGAGCCAACGGACCAACCACCCCCCUAGCCGACAAGAUCUUCAUGGAGAACAACGUUCUGGUGAUCCCGGACCUGUACCUGAAUGCGGGCGGUGUGACGGUCUCCUACUUCGAGUGGCUCAAGAACCUGAAUCACGUGAGCUACGGGCGUCUCACCUUCAAGUACGAGCGGGAUUCCAACUAUCACCUGCUGAACUCGGUGCAGGAGAGUGUGGAACGCAAGUUUGGUAAACACGGAGGGCCGAUCCCGGUGGUUCCAUCCAGCGAGUUUCAGGCUCGCAUCGCGGGUGCUUCGGAAAAGGACAUCGUGCAUUCGGGCCUCGCCUACACGAUGGAGCGCUCGGCACGGCAAAUAAUGCGCGCGGCGAUGAAGUACAACCUGGGGCUGGACCUGCGCACGGCGGCGUACGUCAACUCCAUUGAGAAGGUGUUCCGCGUCUACAACGAGGCCGGCCUCACCUUCUGAUCGGGAAGGGGGCGUGGGGCGGUGGGGGGUCCGAGUCGUGGAAUGGUGAGAACCAGCCUGGUCGCCCACUCGCUCGCCCUCCCUCCUGCCAGCUUGGUCCAUCGCCUCCAAGGACGAAGUGUCAGGAACGACAAAGAAAAUCCACAGCCUGCGACGGUUCUGUCCAACGCAAGGAGUUGUCUCUUUCUCUCAGUCUCUCUCGGUCUCUCUGCAGCACAGCACCGCGACGCUCGCUCCCUCGUUCGGCACAGCGGCGGGCGCCGCGAUCACCGACGGCGGUGACGCGGCUCGGCACCGAGCGUUGUGGCCGCCUCCUCCCGCCCAGCGUCCGCUACUCUGGUGCCCGGGACACUCCGUUACAGCGGCUGCAGCUGCCCAAGAAUGAACACAUCCUUGUCCUCUUUCCAAGGUUGUCAGCGAUUUCGGCCCACUUGGCUUCUGGCCUCCGCCGGUCCUGGCCAAAGCGGUGACCCACAACGGUUCCCGCUGUCCGUGCCCCUCUGUGCACCGCUGUGCCAACACUGCGCCUUUACUCGCCCCCCCCCCCCGCCCCCCGCCGUGUUUACAUCAAUGCCGCGCGUGACUGCCAACCACGCGGCUCUGUGUGGCGCGGUGGGCAAGCCGACGCUGCAGAGUCCCCUGCCCAAUCUUCUCUCCGGUUUGUGUUUGUUGCGGUUUUAUUUAUGUUUUUCCUUUUGUUUUCCCUUCCUACAUUUCUUCCGAUUUCAUGCACAGAAAGUGGUCCCCUUGGCAGCUUCUAGCAGAGCACCGCGUCCGCCCGACGUGUUGGAGAACGGUCCGCAGAAGCAGACACCGCAUGGCUACUUCUGAGAUCCUUUCACAGUGCACGCUCGGGAGCGCCGCGCUCUCAACGUGCCGUGCUGUGGAUGAAUAUUUCCCAAAUUUUAAGUGAAAAGCCAAAAAUAAAUUUCGCAAGAUAUUUGGCGCCAUCAUUCGGGACUGGGCUGCGAGCAUCAACUUGCUACAUUUUUGAGGAUUUGGUGUUUUAACACGUCGCCGAUUCAAACCCGGGAUUUCAGGAUGGGCGGCUCGGUGUUCCCAUCUCUGAGCCAUCCAGCCACUCGCCUACUUUUAUCUUUUUUUUUUACAUUUUCCAAUUUCCGAUUUUCUCGUCGGGAGGGAUUUCGCAGGAGGGAAAACGGGUUCUUUUUUUUGGUUUGUGGGAAGGUGUCAUUAUUGUGGCUCGGACAAAUGCCGUGCGGCUGUCUUGGGACUCGCCAGUUUACUCUUGAGCGAGGACGUUGUUACGAUGCUGAUCAUCAUGACGCGUAACCCCCCCCCCCCCCGCCCCCACGACAGUGCACACGCACAGGUCGCGAUGUUCGACAGAGUUCUUCUCGUCAACGGUCCCCGCGAUGACGUCGCUACCUGGGGCCUGCAACUUUGCUCGCCUCCCGAUCACAUGAUCACGUCGAAGAAACACUCCCAUAAUGACUGCGUCCGGAGCCACCUCGGUCAGGGUGGUGAUGGACACGGUCUCAGUUUUUGGGUCGGAAGCGGUGGACAUUGACCACCUCCCUCCAGGUUGACCCAUCUCGCUUGCUCCAUCGCGGUGGUCGGGUUGACUGUUAAACGCUAAAUGCCGCCUCCCAUCUCUGACGCAAACACGGGGCUCCACUCCCAGUUUCCCGUUGCGUUCUCUUAGUGAUUCGUGCGCCAAGCAGGCAACCGAGCGAUUUGGGUCCACGCUUCCCGUGGGGGCGGUGUCGUUUAGCGGUAGCGCUGCGCCAAAGUCACGGAACGCACCUAGCGUCUCGCUCGGAGCUCAUCCUUGCGCGCUCGGCGUGGAGGUUUGGCGCUCGUCCCCAAGGUGUCGAGCCGGCUGUACCUCCCCCCUCCCCCCCCACCUCUGCACUUGACCUGGGCUCAUUGUCCCCCUCCGCAAUGACCUCGGUGACUUGAUGUUAAUGAUUUAAACAAAACAUGUCUACGUUGGAGCGCGUGUCAGACUAUCGUUGUUAUGGCACUCGUGAUGUCACAGCAGCGCGUGUCACUAUUCAUCUGCGGGCCGCCCCUCCCCCCCGCCCUACGUGCCGAAUUCUCACGAUUCGAGGCGGCAAUUGGGAUCGGAAAGCUGUUGUGGGUUUUUUUCUUUCUCGUGGACGGCGGUGCCUCUUAAGUGGCCGCAGGAUUCGUGCAAAGGCAUUGCGCACAACACCCGGGGAGAAAACAAAACCUCGCGCUAAUUAAACCACCGUUUUAAUCGUUCGGCGAGCACAGAGACGCCCGUUUGGGUCACUGCAGCGCGUCUGAGCUCGACGCAACGACGCCGCCCAAAGAGUUCUAUCGUGACUCCGUUUGACCGACUUUGAAAGUCUUUCUAUUUUUGGCACAUCAUUUACAAAACUUCUAAUUAUUUUUUGGACAAGACGAGGACACGGCCUAGGUAAGCGCUGGCUGUGAGUAAUUUAUUGGGAGCGCGUUCCGGGUUGGUUGUAUGGCCAAGGUGGUGGGGUGGGGUGGGGGGCGUGUGUGGCCUUUGGUACCAGGUUCGGAGAGCAGGGCACUGGGGUUGACGACUCUUCUCAUAGCCAUGGCUUAAUAACUCGCGCGGUUGGCUACGUACGGUGCGAAAGAAGUCCAACGUACGUACAUAGGCUGGAGUAGGCGGUGACCUGUCGCAGACGCGAGAGGGGAGUUGGUGUACUGGACGUGGUGUGCAGGUGUACGGAAAUACAUUUUGCCGAUUCCCGGCCCGAGAUUGAUACCUCGUUGUUAGCUGAGCUUCGUGUGACGAUACUGUCAGAAAAUAAAGAACCUCAUUUCAUUGUUCGGCAGCGCACAGCCAUCUUGGCGUGCUUGGGCAUUAAGUGGCCGGAUUGUAUGUAGGCUUUCGCGACCAAUAUUAUUCGUAAUAAAGGUUGAUGUUGGAUCGCGCGAGUGUGAAUGGGUUAACGACAUUAAUAUUUCCGCGAUCUAACCCAAAACACCCCCCCCCCCCCGGUUUUGUUACGAACGGUUUAGUUGCGUUUUGUUUUGUGGAUGGGUGGGCGAGUGGGGUUGCAUGUGCGCUUAAUACAAAAACGAGACGACGUUCACCUGGAAUGUAUGAGGAAAAUAGAAUACACGAAUGAUUUAAAUAAAGGGCGUUUAUAACAAAGUGGUGGUGGUGGGGUGGUUGUUGUUUUGUGUUUUGUUGUGUUGGCCCUUCUAGGUGAGUGACUGCCUUGCCAAGAUUCUACACCGGCGCCUCGUCUUUGCAACAAAAUAAAUAAGCAAGGUCUCGUGCAAAUGUUCGUUUCUACUUCAAUAAUGAAAGUAAUUGUUGCACAGACCCAUCGGCAACACGGCCUUUUGGGAGUGUGCAUCAUUAUGACGAAGUAGAUGGAGGGGGUGGUACACAAGCCACGUGAUUUUAACGGGAUGCUUGAGGUCAUUUGGAUUUUUAUUCCUAGAAUGUACAAGACACAAUUUUAAUAAUAUUCUCAAGUUUCAUCUUCAGUACAUCACAACAAAUAAUAUCGAAGGUAUUCGUGCGAGUUAUUCGCACUGCAAUGUUCAAUCUAAUGCACUCUUUAUUGAACAGAAACACAACAACGGUGAAAGACGGAGAGCGAAAGAGGUUGAUAUGGAGGGAGGGGAGGUGCAGGAAGUUCUGGAGGAAUGGAGAAUUUGUGUUCGCAAGAUCGUCGUUUAGGAGUAAGACGGCACUGCACGGGACACGAUCACGCAAAGGGAGGGGUUGCACGGGCAACAUCACUGUUCAGCCAGAGUGCGUACACACACACACAGACUCGCAGGCAUACAUACACGACACAUACAGCAAGUCCCCCUGUGUCUCCUUGCCUCGCCUAAUGGGGGGAGAGGGCCAACGCCCUCUGCUGAAAGCGAGCAACGAUUCAGGGCCAGCGGCGGAGCAGAGUGUGGGUGGGCUCGUCCACAAUCUCCCGGUGCCCAGCCACCUUUGUUCUUCCCAGUACAGAUGUUUACAUGCCAUUAAAAAAAAAGUACCGUACUCGUUUAAGGCCCAGUCUCCCUAGAGGCGACCCAAGUAAAAAGAAAAGGGGUAAAAGGUGCAGCCCCGACAUUGCAUUGCUCCGAAGUCCACUGCUGGUGGAAGAGACUCCGUGAGAGUGAGUUGGAGAGCAUCCUGACGGGUGCGUACUUUGGCCUACUCUUUCACGUCAUGCUGGCCAAAUGUGGUGGAAGAGGUGGGAGAGGUGGGAGUGCCCACACUUUGCCCCACCACCACGCGACCUCGCCGAUCGACUCGACGACGGUGAACCCAUUUACUACACCGCUGGGUGGACAUGCGGUGGGUGAGGAAUGGGGGGGGGGGUUAGCUGCCGUGCCGAACCCGUGGACUCUGGCUCGAGAGUCGAGUCUGUUGACCGUUUCACGACUGUGGUAGCAUCGCGGAAUAUGCAAAUCAGUACAUCGAUUCCAUAGAUGUUGAACCCGGAUCAAUGAAAUGAUGCCCUAGCCUGGGCAUCGUUUAGGUCAACUCGGCCCAAAAAAGCAUUUGUAACCUGUUACGGCGAGGUAAUUGAAAUCAGCGAUGGCGAGUCCAAAUAAUCUGGGUGGAUGUGGUGCUGAUUACAGUGAAGGUGGGUGGCGAGUGGGGCAGGGCUGUGUCCGGAUAUCACCCGCCACUGGAUGGUAGCCGUGGCACGGGAAUCGAACUCGGGUCACGAUGUUUGUGGGCGCAGUGCACGAACCGUUGCAACCAUUGCACCCACGACACGAGCACGCUCCAUCCGCGAGACCUGUAAUAGGUGCUCGCCAAUGCUAAAUACACUUGCCCCGAUGGUUGUAGCAGGCUAUGCGGGGAACCACCUUUGUCUUUUGAAAUGCACGCACACACACACACGGGUUUGUAAGGUGCACGAUUUCACUUCGUCACGAAGGGUGGCAUCGUUGGCAAGAUCCCCGACACUUGAGAGGCAUGGUGGGGGGUGAAUUUAGAAUUUGACUUCAUGGAGGAAGGCGGGGCAUGGGGAAAUACUCGGUAUCCUCAAACAUUUAAAAUAAAUAUCUCCAAUGUUGUUUUCGGGUUCUGCCGCGGUGUUGUUCACCACGAUGUCCGACGUUUCACUCCGCAUGCACGGGAGCUUCGCCUGUUCCGGAACUGAAAAUGGGAUUAAAGUUAUUCAGGAACUGAAAUUGGAUCGGGUAAAGUUCAGGUGGACUGCGUUCAGUGCAGGUGCAGUUUUCUGAAGAUCGCAGGCACGACCACCGAAACGUCGGACAUCAUGGUGGACAUCACACAGCGGCACAAAACAACAUCGGAGUGAGAUGGGCAACAGAGCCCACGACAACCCACGCGGCGAUGUUAAAUAAAAAUAAACAAAUGAUGUUGACAAAAACAUUUGAAAAACAGAAUAAGUGAAACAUUCAAAAUACAAAAAAGGUAUUUGUCAAUUGCCCAGCGAUACAAAACAAAUUAUUUAGAAGUCUUGGCUGACAUUCAGGAAGAGUUGUCUGCAUAUAAAAUAUAAACAACGCCCAUUACAAACGUGUUUUAUAUUUGACCAUGAUUAAACACAGACCAAUGAUGUAGUCACGCCGCAUUCAUUACUUAUCGAGUCUCAAGACAUUGUUUGAGAGGUUACUUCCAAUUGAUAUUAGGCUUCAUGCUUAAGUUACAGAUACGUGCUUAUAUGCGUGUUCGCUAACAGCAAUUGACCCAACAAUCGGAAUGCCUAUAUGGGGAUAUUUGUCUCGCAUUUGCCGAUGUAUGUUGAACUUCUUUUGCACCGUACGUAGCCAACCGUGCUAGGCGGAGGUGCUACGAACCACACGUGUUUACUGUGUUUGUGUGACCAUAUGUACAAGUUUAUGUGUACACAGUAUUGUGUUUGUUUGCAACUGCUCAUUUCUCACGGAAUAUCUUCAAGUCGCUGGUAGACUGCAGGAGGUGGCACGUGACGAGGAGUUGUCGUCUUAGGCAGGCACAGUGAGAGGCGAUGUAUACUGGACGUGGUGCGCCGGACGCAUAAAUAUUGUUUCCGUGUUGCCUACCCUUGACAGACCCGGCUAAAAUUAAUCUCUGAUGACCCCCUCUUGAAAAAUUGUCUUGAGACUCGGUCAUUUCGAGGACGCAAAAUAUAUCGUCCCCACCUCGGGCGCUAUUGGGAAACCCCACGUGCAUGGGGAUGCCAAUGGGGGCAGGCAUUGGUGCUUUAAAUUUGGAAUGUACCACUGGAUGUCUGGGGGGGGGG